GCUGAGAUAUUGCAUGCAAUUGCAAGUACCUCUGCAAACUAAACUUAAGUUACUUAACCAAUUAAGUUGACCUUUUGCAACUUCCCUUGCCCUCAGGACUCAUAAAGCCUUAUAGCAUCUAAAAAAUCCACAUUUCAUUUUCUCUGAUCACUGUCAAAAACUUCAGCUUCUUGUCUAUUCAAAUUAUGGCAUCUAUGCGCUUAACACUGCUGCUUUUAUUCUUCACACUCAAUUUUGUGAUGUUUCACAGCCAAGCUAGAUAUCAUUAUCAUAAAAAGCGCAAGCAUUCGCCUCCAACGUCGCAAAUUUCUCAGCCUCCGUCUGGUGCACCAGCAGCGGGAGCACCAGGACCAUCUAAUCAGCCUCCGAAGGCUGAUCCUAAUGUAAAUCCUGGUGUUUUUGACGUCAGAAAUUUUGGUGCUGUCGGAGAUGGCAUGACUGAUGACACAGAGGCAUUCAAGGCAGCUUGGGACGCCGCGUGCCAAUUUGAAUCCGGAGUUCUUCUUGUUCCUAAGAGUUACUCUUUUAUGAUUCAGUCCACAAUUUUCACUGGCCCUUGUAAAGGUGGUCUUGUUUUCAAGGUUGAUGGCACAGUAAUGCCACCAGAUGGACCUGAAUUAUGGCCAUCAAAGAAUAGCAAACAUCAGUGGCUGGUCUUUUACAGACUCGACGAGAUGUCGUUGCAAGGCGGUGGUGAGAUUAAUGGAAGAGGCGAAAAAUGGUGGAACCUCCCCUGCAAGCCUCAUAGGGGACCUAACGGAAGCACAUUGCCAGGACCAUGUGACAGCCCAGUUGCUAUCAGGUUCUUCAUGAGCAACAAUUUGACAGUGCAAGGACUUAAAAUCAUCGACAGCCCUCAGUUCAACUUCAGAUUUGAUAAAUGCACCAAUGUCCAUGUCGAAUCAAUUCACAUUACAGCUCCAGCUCUGAGUCCAAACACUGAUGGGAUUCAUAUAGAAAACGCCAACAAUGUCCGGAUAUAUGAUUCCACAAUAUCUAAUGGGGACGACUGUGUAUCAAUUGGAUCGGGAUGUUAUGAUGUAGACAUAAGAAACAUUACAUGUGGACCUGGCCACGGAAUUAGCAUUGGGAGUUUAGGCAACCACAAUUCGCGAGCCUGUGUUUCAAACAUCACGGUCAGGGACUCGGUGAUAAAGAACACAGACAACGGAGUUAGGAUCAAGACAUGGCAAGGAGGUUCUGGCGCAGUAUCUGGAAUCACAUUCGACAACCUUCACAUGGAAAAUGUUAGAAAUCCAAUUAUGAUUGACCAAUUCUAUUGCCUCACCAAAGACUGUAAAAACGGAAGCUCAGCUGUCCUCGUGUCCGACAUUCAGUACUCGGGUAUCAAAGGAACCUAUGAUAUCAGAAGCCCUCCUAUGCAUUUUGCCUGCAGUGAUUCAGUUCCAUGCACAAAUAUAACACUUUCUGAUGUGGAACUCCUUCCUGCAAAAGGAGAGAUGGUUCUUGAUCCGUUUUGUUGGAAUGCUUAUGGAGAUUUCGAAGCACUAACCAUACCACCAGUGUCCUGUUUGUUGGCGGGAAAUCCUCGUUCAAUCUUGGAAAAUUCAUUAGGCCUUUGCUAAUUAACUACCUAUAUAUUGUACAGAUUUUGCAUCAAUGUGUUGAUCAUGUAAUACUUUUUCCUUUUUCAGAUUAACCAAUCAUGAUUUCCUGUAAUGUAUAUGUAAUCUGUGAAGAGGGAUCUUAUUAUUAAACCCUUCACAUCAUUAUGAGUGUGACUUACAUAUAUAAAUGAAAGCUUUCGGUUUUAAUUAUUAA
This is a messenger RNA of Daucus carota subsp. sativus, 1782 nucleotides long. RefSeq names its product polygalacturonase At1g48100. Gene Ontology annotation, biological process: carbohydrate metabolic process. The transcript is spliced from 6 exons. Gene Ontology annotation, molecular function: polygalacturonase activity. The coding region runs from base 186 to 1586 and encodes 466 amino acids. NCBI's taxonomy places the organism in Eukaryota, Viridiplantae, Streptophyta, Magnoliopsida, Apiales, Apiaceae. The record is from RefSeq and is a predicted model, not a curated record.